GUUAAAGUUUGGAUACUGAAACAUAGGAGUGAAGUUUGAACAUUCUAGCCAAACCAUCUUCUUCCUGUGGAAUCGAAAAUGCAGCAGGCUGGAACCUCGGGCUCCGAAGUGGAGGUAACAUGGGAGGAUCAGCAGAAUAUUAACAAAUUUGGCAGAUUGAAUAAUCGUCUUCAUGAACUCCACGACGAGAUCAAGAUUGCUAAGGAAACAUGCGAAAAUCUUGAGGAUGCGAGCAACGAGCUAAUUCUGACCGAUGAAGAGAUAGUGCGGUUCCAGAUAGGGGAAGUUUUUGCUCACGUACCAAAGGAAGAAGUGGAGAGCAGGAUAGAGAAUAUGCAAGAGGUUACUGCCAAGAACUUGGAGAAACUAGAGGAAGAGAAGGAAUCAGUAGUUUCUCAGAUGGCUGAACUGAAGAAGAUAUUAUAUGGGAAAUUCAAGGAUUCAAUCAAUCUCGAGGAGGACUAGUAAAAUUUCAUAAGUUGUGCUUACUGCUGAAGUGUGCAACUUCGUUUGAAUUUGCUUUUUGUUGAAGGGUGUUCUCUUGAUUGGAUUUUUCCAUGUCUCGUGUCUUCAAUAGUUGAGAGUUUAAUUCCUCAACAACAUUUUAAACAUGCAGGUCUAUGUUUUCUGCUCCUUUUCUUUUCCCUCUUUCUUGGAGGUGAUUCUAUCAGCUCUACUUUUAUUUCAA
This is a messenger RNA of Nicotiana attenuata, 688 nucleotides long. Its product is annotated as probable prefoldin subunit 4. Gene Ontology annotation, biological process: protein folding. Gene Ontology annotation, cellular component: cytoplasm; prefoldin complex. The record is from RefSeq and is a predicted model, not a curated record. NCBI's taxonomy places the organism in Eukaryota, Viridiplantae, Streptophyta, Magnoliopsida, Solanales, Solanaceae. The transcript has 3 exons. The coding region runs from base 79 to 465 and encodes 128 amino acids.